Molecule: messenger RNA, 856 nt
Organism: Cloeon dipterum
Lineage: Eukaryota; Metazoa; Arthropoda; Insecta; Ephemeroptera; Baetidae
Product: transmembrane protein 256-like
Exons: 5
Coding region: 208-735 (175 amino acids)
Cellular component (GO): membrane
Source: RefSeq, a predicted model, not a curated record
GACAGAUAUUAAAAUCAGCCGCUUUAUGUUAUUUAGCCGAAUCUGAUUUUGAACCAAAAAAUCCUAACCACACAAAGACAGAGUCAGUAAGAGGCUGAAUUGAAGCAUAGUAUUUUCUUUACUCUGUGCAAUAAUUUACUGUCAUCAGCCGCCAACCUGUUUAUUGACAGGCGAGGUGAAUAACUUGGAGUUGCUAUAGAGUUUAGGAUGAGUGUUGAAGGCGUCUUCAACUAUCUAAUUUUCGACAAUCCAUUGAGUAAGGUUGCAGUUGACUGUGUCCAAAAAGGGAGCUCAUUAUUUGGACUGACCAAGACUACGGCUACCAAAGCAACACAGAAAGGCGCCAACAUGGCAAGUUCAGCCGCUGCUUCCUCCCUGUCAAAGAUGGCAAAGAGCUGCGGCCCUUUCAUCAGGGUUGGAGGUCUCUCGGGGGCCAUUUGUGUUGGACUUGGUGCUUACGGAUCACAUUCCUUGUUGCUGAGGAAAGAUGUAUCUGAUGAAAGGAAGAGGGCAUUCAACACCGCAAACAGUUACCAUUUCAUUCAUAGCCUGGCACUGCUUGCUAUUCCCCUCUGCAGGAAACCUCUCAUUAGCGGAACAUUGAUGAUAUCUGGAAUUGCCCUGUUUUGCGGACCUUGCUACCAUUUUGCCCUGACUGGCAACACAAAUAUUAAACCAGUCACCCCUUAUGGGGGGAUGCUGCUGAUCGUAGCGUGGCUGUCACUGUGUCUUUAAGUCAACAAUGCACCCACGCUGCGAUGUAGUGCUUCCUGUUUCCCAUCGUCAGUUUCAUAUUGUUUAAUUGGUUUAAUCAUUAUAUUUAUUUGUUAAGACAAAUAAACAACUAUUUGCGUAG